Molecule: messenger RNA, 963 nt
Organism: Stereum hirsutum FP-91666 SS1
Lineage: Eukaryota; Fungi; Basidiomycota; Agaricomycetes; Russulales; Stereaceae
Product: NAD-P-binding protein
Exons: 9
Coding region: 1-963 (320 amino acids)
Source: RefSeq, a predicted model, not a curated record
AUGUCGACAUUCAGCCAAUUCGUCGUCCCGAAACCCACGUUCUCCGUUGACGACAUACCAGACCUCUCCGGAAAGAUCAUCAUCGUAACCGGAGGUUACACCGGCAUUGGUAAAGAGACAGUGAAAGCUCUCUUGAUAAAGAAUGCGAAGGUAUACAUCGCCGGUCGUAACUCAAAGAAAGCGGAAGACGCGAUUGAAGAUCUACGCACGACGACAGGAGGUAAGGAGGCGGUGUUUCUCGAACUAGAUCUUGCAAACUUGGAGUCUAUAAGGAGGGCAGUGCGAACAUAUCUUGGGAGAGAGGAUUCCCUGCACACGCUUUUCAACAACGGGGGCGUCAUGGAACCGCCCAUUGAUCAAAUCACCACAGAUGGGUACGAUCUCCAGUUCGGUACCAACGUUAUCGGGCAUUUCUACCUCACCAAACUUCUCCUCCCUAUCCUUAUCUCCACCGCGGAAAUCUGCGGGCCAUCCUCUCCCUCAAGGGUCGUGAAUACGGCCUCCUUUGGACAUACAUUGACGAAGAAAUUGGACUUUGAUAGUUUUAGAGAUGGAAGGGUAAGAAGGAAUAAAGGGAGCGCAGAGCUGUAUUAUCAGAGUAAGCUUGGCAAUGUGGUGUUCGCGACGGAAUUGGCUAGGAGGUACGGUUCGAAGGGGAUUGUAGCCACGUCCUUGAACCCAGGUAACAUAGUCUCCGAUCUUAGUCGCUCUCUCGGACUUGUCAAGACGGUGAUGGCAAAGAUUAUCACAUACCCGACUCCGUACGGCGCCCUCACACAGCUCUACGCAGGAACCAUGCCGGAUGGCAUAAAUAUGAACGGAAAGUACUUGAUACCAUGGGCUCGAGAAGGAACACCAACGCCUGAGUCUCAAGAUCGAGAAACCGGGAGGAAGCUGUGGGAGUGGCUUGAGGAGGAGAUACGCACAUUUGAGGGUCGUGAACAUACUGAUUUGCACAGUUGA